UAUAUAUGUAUGUUGUAUUUUGGUGUAAGUGGAAAUGAAGUUAUUGUGAUGAAUCCCAAUGAGAUUUUUUGCGGUACCAAACCGUUUGUUCCCUCCUUUAUUAACACCCCAUAUGCUCCUCCCCACUCUCACCGGAUCGGAUUUUUACCAUUUCAAGAAGCAAUUGAAUUGACCUUUUCACUCCUACUAAACACACACUCAUUUUGGGUUCACAAAUUUGAAGGUUAAGCAAAUCGAUUCUUGAUUUUCCGCUACUUCACAGCUCUGUUGCAGCUUCUUGCACUGUGUUUAGGUCAGAAGUAGAGUGUGUAGCAUCAUUCCAUCUCCAUCACGGCAUGUUUAAGGAUAUCGCCAAUUCUUUGGUAGAUAUGAACAGGGAGAUGUGAUUUCUUCAACUAUUUUGCUUACAAUGGCGGAUUCAUUAUUGCUCAAGUAUAAGGUAAAGCUGCAGACUUAUGGACAACCUCACUCUUGUCCCAAAACCCCUAAUCCGGAGUUAUUUUCGCGUGAUCAACUGCAUUUUCGAGGAGACAUAAACUAUGAACUACACUUGAAGAAGAGGAUCAUUUCACGCCAAUCCAUCACUUGCUCUAGGCUCAAACCAGUCUCUGCUGUAAGCUCAGACGGUGCACAUUCCAUAAGCCGGGAGCCACUGCAAGUGAAACACAAGAACUUUGAGGAAUGGGACUCAUUAACAGCAAAAUUCGCUGGAGCUGCAAAUCUACCGUUUCUCUUAUUGCAGUUGCCUCAGAUCAUACUCAAUUAUCGGAAUCUGAUGGCAGGGAAUCGAUCUGCACUUUUGGCUGUUCCAUGGCUGGGUAUGCUUACUGGAUUGCUCGGGAAUCUUUCUUUGCUCUCAUAUUUUAUCAAGAAGGGGGAAACUGAAGCAGUGGCGAUCCAGAUGCUAGGAGUCGUAUCCAUAUAUGUGGUCAUCUUGCAGCUAGCUAUGGCUGAAGCUAUGCCUCUUUCUCAUUUUGUUGUCACUUCGAUAGUGACUGCAACCGGUGUCGUUUUAAACUUGAUGAAACACUUCAAUUUGCUUAGUACUGGAAUCUGGAAAUCUUGGGAAGAAUUCAUUACCAUAGCAGGACUAUCGGCACUUCCACAAGUCAUGUGGUCGACUUUCAUCCCAUUCGUUCCAAAUACUGUCUUGCCAGGCAUCAUUGCCCUUUUGACUGCAGUGCUUGCCGUUUCUAUGGCGCGCAUGGGAAAACUCUCGAAGAAAGGUAUAAACAUUCUUGGAUCAGUCUCUGGAUGGACAGCCACUCUUCUCUUUAUGUGGAUGCCUGUUGCACAGAUGUGGACAAAUCUUCUGAAUCCUGAAAACGUGAAAGGUCUGUCAGCUGUGACGAUGUUGCUGGCCAUGAUUGGCAACGGGCUGCUAAUCCCACGAGCAUUGCUUACUCGAGAUCUAAUGUGGUUCACUGGUUCGACUUGGGCGUGUGUUUUCUACGGAUGGGGGAACCUCGUCUGCCUAUACUGCUUCAAUAGUAUCAGCUGGGAGUUCUUCUUGGCUUCAACUCUUGGCUUUCUUGCUUGGAUAGGAAUCACUUUCUGGAGAGAUGCACAAGUCCAUGGACAUCCCUCAUCCUUCACUUCUUUGAAGGAUCUCAUUUUUGGACAUUGACCCCUUUUUCCAUCUCUGUAUUUGCUGCUGUGUGUCGAGGCUGUCGACGACGCAGAAUAUAUGCUCAUUAACAGAGCUACCAAAUUAUGUAUUUACAGCAAAGUAAAUGAGGUAGAAGACAUCUGCAGUUUACUUGCUGUAUGAUUUAGUUGGGUAGAUUGAUUGCAUGGGAUGGGAGAUCUUCUAAUGUAAACUUUUCCUAUGUGCUUACUACUUAGUACUUACUAGUAUAAUUUCUAAAUUUUUUAUGAGCAAAUUGGAAUAAACCACGCACAAUUUUUUGCAGCAAUAAAGAGAUUUUCUUUUGUUGCUCA
Molecule: messenger RNA, 1941 nt
Organism: Salvia miltiorrhiza (redroot sage)
Lineage: Eukaryota; Viridiplantae; Streptophyta; Magnoliopsida; Lamiales; Lamiaceae
Product: maltose excess protein 1-like, chloroplastic
Exons: 10
Coding region: 410-1627 (405 amino acids)
Cellular component (GO): chloroplast envelope
Molecular function (GO): maltose transmembrane transporter activity
Source: RefSeq, a predicted model, not a curated record